Messenger RNA from Hansenula anomala, 924 nucleotides. RefSeq names its product phosphatidylinositol/phosphatidylcholine transfer protein SEC14 (gene SEC14). The record is from RefSeq and is a predicted model, not a curated record. Lineage: Eukaryota; Fungi; Ascomycota; Saccharomycetes; Phaffomycetales; Wickerhamomycetaceae. The transcript has 4 exons. Bases 1 to 924 code for a protein of 307 amino acids.
AUGGUUUCAUAUUUUCUAUCUCAGGAACAAGAAUUUUUAGCAUCUUUCCCACAAGUCAGCCCAGCAGGUACUCCCCAAGGAUACCCAGGUAACUUGAGUCCAGAGCAAGAAGAAAAAGUGAAAGAAUUGAGAACAGCAUUGCAAGCUAAAGGUUUCGAAGUUCGCUUAGAUGAUGCUUCAUUGUUACGUUUCUUGAGAGCUCGUAAGUUUGAUAUUGCUUUAGCUCAAAAGAUGUUUGAAGAACAUGAAAAAUGGAGAAAAGAAUUUGGUGUUGAUACCAUCUUCGAAGAUUUCCAUUAUGAUGAAAAACCAAUUGUCGCUAAAUACUACCCUCAAUACUAUCACAAGACCGAUAAAGAUGGUCGUCCAGUUUAUAUUGAAGAAUUAGGUUCAGUUAAUAUCACUGAAAUGUACAAAAUUACCACACAAGAACGUAUGUUGAAGAACUUGGUUUGGGAAUAUGAAUCAUUUGUCAGAUUCAGAUUACCAGCUUGUUCAAGAAAAGUUGAUUAUUUGGUUGAAACAUCAUGUACCAUCCUAGAUUUGAAAGGUAUUUCAAUUUCUGCUGCUGCUCAAGUCUUGUCAUAUGUUAGAGAAGCUUCAUACAUUGGUCAAAACCAUUAUCCAGAACGUAUGGGUAAAUUCUAUUUGAUCAAUGCUCCAUUCGGGUUCUCUACUGCAUUCCGUUUAUUCAAACCAUUUUUAGAUCCAGUCACCGUUGCUAAAAUCUUUAUUUUGGGUUCAUCAUACCAAAAAGAAUUAUUAAAACAAAUUCCAGCCGAAAACUUGCCAGUCAAAUUCGGUGGUAAAUCAGAAGUUGAUGAAGCUCAAGGUGGAUUAUUAUUAUCGGAUGUUGGUCCAUGGAGAGAAAAAGAAUACAUUGGCCCAGAAGGUGAAGCUCCAAAAGCUUUCUCAUUGACUUGA